AGACCCGGCAACUCAGAAUCACAAACACACAAACAAAGCAUUCUCCUUGCGCUGAGUGCUCUCAAGAUACUCCAUUGGCGCGGCCAUUGCCCUGCUCUCAGCCUCUCACCAGCUCCAAUCCCAGCGACCACCUGCAAAACAAUGGCUUCUUCUCGCUACGUGGCCAUGAGCCUUGCUCUGCUCCUGCUCAUGAGCCUGCGACCGUCAAGCGCGCGGCUGCUCCGCCCGACGGGGAACGACGGCGAAGGCGUCUCCAGAGGCAUCGUGGAUGCAGCUAAGGAGGUGAAGGAGGCCGUCGUCGACAAGUAUGCGCCGCUCCUCCUCGCCAUGCUGCCGAGGGGGCCCGUGACGCCGUCCGGCCCGAGCGGCGGCACGAAUGAUGUCCCCCGGAAUUAGUCGACUACCAGCACCGGCGGCCGUUUGACUUCGUGGUCGACUGGCCACAUGGAGAUCUGUACGGCUUACCGGUAGGCUAGAUCCAUUUAUUGAUAGUGGGUGGGCUGUUAUUGAUUAGUUCUGUGACUUAGCUUUCAUGUACAAAAUACAGUGGAUUGGUAGGUUUGUACGGGCGUAUAGUAUGGGCAUACAGUCUUAUACCAUUCUUUUGUUUGUCGUCUGUAUUUCUGAAAUCUUUGAAAGAGAGUUAGCAAGUAAGUACAACUGUGCACGUUUGAGUUACACAAACAGAUGGAAAAUAUCAGAAGAUUGACUAGGAGCAAUUGCUCGUUUACACAUUGAAAAGUGAGCUGUGUUUUAAAAAGGGAAUAAAUAAAAAAUGUGGAAUAGAAAACUUUCAGCUA
Messenger RNA from Phragmites australis (common reed), 800 nucleotides. RefSeq lists its product as uncharacterized. The transcript has a single exon. Bases 142 to 396 code for a protein of 84 amino acids. The record is from RefSeq and is a predicted model, not a curated record. NCBI's taxonomy places the organism in Eukaryota, Viridiplantae, Streptophyta, Magnoliopsida, Poales, Poaceae.